CAUAUACAUAUCUAGCUGCUGACUUCACUUUCCCCAAGUAUAAAUUGGCUAAGAUUGACAUCGGAAUUUCAAUUCAUCCACAUCCUUUUUUGUUCCAACCUUCUUCAAUAUUCCAAGAUCGACCACAUGACCACCACUUCCACCACCGCCGAACACCCUAGCUAGGCAGUACUUUCCGGAAGGUGGAUCCAAUUUAAACGGAAAGAUCCGAGGAUCAAACUCAUCCCAUGAUCAAUUCUGGUUUUCCAAAGAAGAAAAUACAACAACAUCCAUGGAAGAAUCUCCUCCAGGUUACAACAACAACCAAAAUAAUCCAGCCAACCCUCGAGAAGGCGGAGAAGGAGGAAGGCGGCAUUACAGAGGAGUAAGACAGAGGCCAUGGGGGAAAUGGGCAGCCGAAAUCAGGGAUCCAAAGAAAGCAGCUCGGGUUUGGCUCGGGACAUUCGACACCGCGGAGGCCGCGGCCAUGGCUUACGACGAUGCCGCCAUCAAAUUCAAGGGUUCCAAAGCUAAGCUCAAUUUCCCCGAACGUUACCAGCAAGGCAACCCCAUUUACUUAACCCAACGGCCACCAGGUCCACCACCGCUGCCGCCGCAGCAAGAAUCAGCUGCUCCUCAAGCCGCUGCCAGCGCCGUUGAUAGUUACCCUCAUCUCUAUCAGUAUGCGCAGUUGCUUUCCAGCUCCGAUGCCGAGUUGCCUUACUACACUUCAGCUCUUUACAAUCAGCAACAACAGCAACCUGGAUAUUCUCCCAGUUUCUCGCCGUCUUCUUCGUCUUCUGUGUCGGAUCAUCCUCCUCCUCAAGUUGAUUAUCAACCGUACGAUUAUUCUUCGGAUUUUAUCAAUUAUAAUUACCUCCCGCCUCAUGGAAAUAAUCAUUUCGAUCCCGGUAGCAGCGGCUAUGGUGAUUAGCAUAGAUCGAUCGGUUUUUGGUUGGUUAAUUUGAUCGUCGAUGUAGCUGUAGCGCAUGGUGUUUUAGUAGUCUUCAAAUGUACCGCAAUCUUAAUUCAUGCAUGAAAUGAAAGUUGCAGUUAAUUUAGAUUUUACGGCUUCAAAUUUUGUUCAUAUUUGGUUCAACAUUGCGAUCUCAAAUUCCUAUACGUUUUUUUUAAUCACUCGGUUUGAACUCUUUACUAAAAAUUAACCUAAAUGUGAAAACUUUG
Messenger RNA from Oldenlandia corymbosa var. corymbosa, 1164 nucleotides. Lineage: Eukaryota; Viridiplantae; Streptophyta; Magnoliopsida; Gentianales; Rubiaceae. The record is from the annotation of a GenBank genome assembly.